AUGUGUUCCCCAGAGUCUCUGCCCGCCCUUAGUUCGGAUGAAAUUAUCUUCCUCAGGGAGAACGCCGAUGAGUUGAAGCGCCUCACAGGCCUGUGCGAAGUCCAGAAGCACGGAAUGGAAGAUCUCAAAGAGGAGAUCGCUGAGGCCGUUGACAAAGGUCGGGACAUCACCCAUGAGACCGCCCAAAUGUCCCAGCUUUCUCGAGAAUUCAACCGCAACAAUGCUAGACUCUCAGUUCUUCGUGAACAAAUCGUCGCCCUCCGUGGAAAGCAGGAUGAAAGUGGAGAUAUCGUCCCUCCUCGAUACAUGGAGUUCGUCGAGUCAUCCCAGCAUCUGGUGAAUGAAUCUGUCGAGGAGCCCCCUCAGGGGGUGGGACUUGAGUUCCCCUGCACUUCCGGUUCUCACAAGAGCGAAGGUUGGAUUUUUCCAAUGUCCAAUGCUGCCACAUCGUCUCGCCGAGUAACAUUGACUGGCCUUCCUGGCUCCACAUCUAUCAUCCAGAUCGCGGAUGCUGUCAUGGGCUCGGGCGGUCUUGUCAGUAUCGUCCUCUACCAACAACCGGGCUCUCGAGCCUCUCCUGGCCAGAUGGCAGCGAUGGUAGAAUUUAGCAAACCUCUGACCGCGAAGGCCUAUGUUGAAGAGGUCAAGAAGAAUGGCCUCUCUUUCAUCGAUAUCGGAGGACUGCAUCACAAGGUCACGGUCGAGCAAAUCCUCACUCCGUCUAACGCCAUAACCCACGACCAUCCAAGAGAACUUGGCGUGCCAGACAACGGUCUCUCAGGGCGAUCGAUCAAGGUACCCAACUUCCCUGAGCAAGCUAUCUGGGCUCUGUUCAAAAAGUUCGGGGUAAAGCAUAUCAUCCGUGCCACUUACGACCCAGACCAAGAUGAGGAAAUACUCGGUGUAAUGCUCAAUAUCGAGUUCACAAACCUGCGCCAGUCUACCCGCUUUGUCAGAUUCAUCACCCAAGGCGAAUUUAGUCGCUACAGAACAUUGCCAUCUCUACUCAAGCUAGGCGAGACUCUAUCUGACAGACCUACAUCUGCGUUGCAUGAACUCAUGCACACGGUUGGCCACGUAUACCCGAUGGAACUAGAAGCAAUGUGGAAUCGGCCAAUCUUCAACACGUUUAAGGAACACGUCCCAACUGGGGCGUUUGAAGUACCAUUCCUACGCCGUCCUAUCAACUCCAGCACAAUCAUGACAAGCUUAAGCACAACUAUCAAGCUUAUGGAGGUCUUCGAGGAUCGAAUCAAGACUCGACGAGUGCCUCGAUCUAUGAUUCAGGCUAGCGUGAGGCUGGACCUUGUUGACUACAUUAUUGUGGAUGUUACCAUCUACUCAUGCGGCAACCCAGCGACCAACACCUACAUCCGUGAGAGAGGUAUGGGGCUAGCCGAAUUCAAGCACCGAACAGUUCUCUACGAACAGUACGCCCAUUUUUGGGAUGUCUUCACGGAGCGAACCGGCUUCGACAUUCGUCGCUACUAUGCCUACGCCGAGGUUGCUAGUUGGAGACGGGAGGAGAACGAACGUCAGGGUCUCCCUCCCUGGUACGCUGGCAAUAUCCUCAGAGCUACCGCACCUGCCCAGACCAUCUAUGACUACGUCUACCCCUAUCUCGUCCAGGAUGUCAUUGACACAUCAAACUAA
This is a messenger RNA of Fusarium coffeatum, 1653 nucleotides long. RefSeq lists its product as uncharacterized. The transcript has 4 exons. Lineage: Eukaryota; Fungi; Ascomycota; Sordariomycetes; Hypocreales; Nectriaceae. The record is from RefSeq and is a predicted model, not a curated record. Bases 1 to 1653 code for a protein of 550 amino acids.